AUGUACGACUAUGAAUAUGGUGAUCUGUGUUUUGAUGAAGAUAAAAUGGGUAUGAAAGUAACCUCUGGGGUUGUCACAAUUAAUAAGGACACGACAACCAACCUUAUAGGAAUAACAAUUGGUGGAGGACCGCCUCACUGCCCUUGUAUUUAUGUUAUCCAGGUAUCCGACAAUUCACCGGCUGCAUUAGAUGGUACAUUAGAAAGUGGUGAUGAGCUUCUAGCUAUAAAUAAUGAAUGUGUACGUGGACAUACAAAAUUACAAGUAGCACAAAUGAUACAAUCAAGUGUUGGACGAGUAAUUUUGAAGUACAACAAAUUACAUGCUGAUGCUCGUCAAGGCAAAACUUUGGAUAUUGUAUUAAAAAAAGUUAAACAUAGACUAGUUGAACGUAUGUCGGCCACCACUGCUGAUUCUUUGGGUAUGUCUCGUGCAAUACUAGUAAAUGAUAGUCUAGUUAAACGUUUACAACAGCUGGAUGACAUGGAACAAUCAUAUCGCCACUUGGUUGAUCAUACAGAACGUGUGCUUCGUGCAUUUUAUGCCCUGACCCAAUGUUUUAAAGAGUUUGGGGACACAUUUGCCGAAAUAGGUGCUAGAGAACCACAACCUAGAGCUAGUGAAGCUUUAGUGCGCUUUGCUGAAUACCACAGACGAAUGGAGCGUCAAGGCCUUAUGCUAAUCAAAGCUCUAAAACCCAUAUCUAGGUCAUUUGGUACAUACCUGAAUAAAGCUAUCCCAGACACCAAGCAAACAAUACGCAAGUACGCCGAUGUGAAAUUUGAAUAUUUAUCUUACUGUUUAAAAGUCAAAGAGUUAGAUGACGAAGAGAUAACUUAUUGUUCUGCAGACGAACCUUUAUAUCGUAUUGAAACAGGAAAUUAUGAAUACAGACUUGUAUUGAGAUGCCGACAGUUAGCAAGAAAACGAUUUGCUGCACUUAGAGAAGAUGUUUUGGCCAAAAUUGAACUAUUAGAAAAUAAACAUGUACAUGAUGUUGUAGGUCAAUUGCAUGCAAUCGCUUCACAAAUGGCUAGUUACAAUCGAGAAAUAAGCUGGAUGAUGCUUGGAGGUAACAACGUUAGUGAACCACCGCUCUUUCCUAUUGAGAUGGAUUUGACUUGUACUGCAUUUCAAUAUAAGUCUGUCCAGCCAGUAAACGAACUUAACCAAGAUGAUCUCAACAAUGAAAGUAUACACAAUUCAGUUGACAAUCCAAGAGUGUACAGAGAUUUGCCACCACUACUUAAAAAGAAUGAUUCUGUUUCUGCUUUGACAGAACUGUCACAAUUAUGCUUGGAUACUGAUGAAACAGAUAAUGAAAACCAUCAAACAGCAUCUUCUCCUUUGCUUUUAGACUUAUAA
Molecule: messenger RNA, 1365 nt
Organism: Macrosiphum euphorbiae (potato aphid)
Lineage: Eukaryota; Metazoa; Arthropoda; Insecta; Hemiptera; Aphididae
Source: the annotation of a GenBank genome assembly